This is a messenger RNA of Porites lobata, 8361 nucleotides long. Lineage: Eukaryota; Metazoa; Cnidaria; Anthozoa; Scleractinia; Poritidae. The record is from the annotation of a GenBank genome assembly.
AUGAGGCCUGGCACUGGUAAUCCAAACAAAUGGUACAGAAAAUUUCGGUCUUCUUCUUCGGUCAGAAAAUUCUCGGUAAGAAUUGGAAAAAGGUAAUACCUCGAAAGGUAUUCCUUUUUUCCGGAAAAUUUUCCUCCGGGACGAAUCGUUUCAUUUGAAUUCUCCCCGGAAUUUCCGGGUUUUCUAUACAAAUGGUAAGCGCUCAAUGUAGAUAGAAUUGCUUGCCUUCAGGUGAGGAUUAGGGCUAGGGGACACUUUGUGAUGUCUAACGUAAGGAUUAUUAGCGGAGCUCCGCGUGCGCGAGCGUAGCCCCAUACCUAACAAAAUGUGGUAAUCUACCGAUCCGAGAAAUUUUGGUUAUCACGUGACCGUACGCCCAUCCGCCCCCCCCGUCCGUACGAACCACAGGCAUACCAAUGUAAAAUAAUUCAAUCAACAGGUAUGGCAACCCAAAUGCAACUCGAGGUUAUAGCAUAGUUACCCGCGUCUUGUGAAGCAGGGAUCGGACAACUUAAGUCAAUAAAGACGAAAACGGAAAGCAGAAAUUUUUUCUGUAUCCGUUUUGCCUAAAGUAUUAAGCUUAGAUGAUUAAUUGUCAUGUCUACAAAUUUGGAAUACAGAAAAAGAGAAAGACAGAGCCGGAAAAGGGAAGGUAGGCGACAGGCCACCGAAGCUCAACGAGAAAAGGAGCGACGGAGAGCUAGAGCUAGAAAGCGACGGACAGCUACAGCUAGAGAUAAAAACAAAGGAGGCACUUUUUGUUGGAAGAACAACAUGAAAAUUUUGUAGCGGCGGGGAGAAAAUGAGAAAAGCUAGCGGCCACCAAGGUGAAAAUGAGCGGCAGUGAAAAAAAAAAAAGUGAACAAGAACACGUACGACAUUUCCUCCAUAAAACGUGUGACUAGAAAGUUUCUAGGAAGUUUCACAAUGAAGUCGUGCAAAGCAACGGCAAAGAAAUUUACAAAAUAAGUGUGCUGCACGUGCAAAGUUGCUGUUUUGCUAAUUAGACAUAUUGUUGUUUUUUCACCGUUCUCGUUGCCUUCGGCUCUUUAACAUUACACGAUUAUACAUGUUGUUUGAGCAAACUAUAAAUAUUAUCGAGAGCUUGCCUUUUAGCACUGGCUAAAUCUAUGUAUUUGGACAUAUCCGUAAUAGUGGGGGUUCGUUUUAUAGAGGUUUGCUCGGUAUUUCUCGGCUGCUGUCCCUAUUGGCGGGUUGUUCGUAACAGCCAGGCGACCUCAACCUUAAAGUUCGCGCUGGGAAUGUAAAACAGUCUGGAAUUCCGGAUUCAAGGUACUGGAUUCUGAAUUCUUAGUCAGUGGAAUUUGGACUCUGGAUUCCAAUCGUCAGUGGAUUCUUGGUUCCUUGAGCUGUAUCCCGGAUUCCAAAGCCCAGGGUACCGGCUUCCACAGCAAAAAAAAUUGCCGGAUUCCGGAGUCCACAAGCAAAUAUUUCCCGCAUUCCGAAAUCCGGCCGAAUUCCCUUACACGGAGCGAGAGAGUUGACUGUAGAACGUCAAUUUGUGGUACUGUUGGAUAUUGCAUUCCGUCCCUUGUAAGUUGCCGUAUUUAUUCGAUUAGCCGCCCUGGGCGCUUGUUAAAUUUUUGGACCUUUAGAGUGGGCGCUUAUUCGAGAUGGGCGCUUCUUCGAGGCUGGGCGCUUCUUCGAGGCUGUGCGCUUAUUAAAUUCUCACCAUUUUCAGCAAGUGUACUAGAAUGUUUAUUUUGCAACAAAACAAUAAAUGGUAAUAACAAAACGCGAAGAUGUAACAAAGCAAGGUCUCUAUAAACUACUCUGAAGAAAACUCCGUCUUCAGGGAAGUCUCUUAUUAGUACUUAUUCAAUUUCAAUUUCAAUCUCAUUGUCACUCAAGUGGGUGGGGUGGGGUGGGCGCUUAUUCGAGACUGGGUACUUAUUAACUUUUUCUGCCUUUAGAUUGGGUGCUUAUUCGAGGUAGACACUAAUUCGAGGUUGGGCGCUUAUUCGAAUAAAUACGGAUUCCUUGUCAAUGGGACUUGGAUUCUCGAUUCCAUUCUUAAGUGGGAUUUAGAGUUCAUUGGGUUGAAUUCCCAGGAUUCUUGAUUUCAUGGGGCGAUGUUUGUUUUUGAUAUAUGACUUCUCAAACCGUCCGCAAUACUGAAUUCAUGAAGAGUAAACGAGGGAAAUCAUUACCGUGUCUGUGGUUUGGAUAUUGGAUCUUAUUUACCAUAAAAUGUAACGCAUUUUAGUAAAAUCCAACUAGUGGUCUAUUAUCAAUGCUGCUUUCUGAUUGGUUGAGCUGCCGGCUAGGCUAUAUGUUAUAGCCCACUAGUAGCGAAAAGCGCGGGCUUUUUGGCGGCAAAAAAGGAUUAAAGUCUAGCUUUAACUAGCUAAAGUUUUUUUAUUCUCGAUAUUUUUGACCAACUAAAACAAUUAUUCCUCUCGCCCUUAUGGCUUCUGAGUCAAUAGCCCAUUCGGCCUUCGGCCUCAUGGGCUAUUCACUCAGAGCCCAUUCGGGCUCGAGGAAUAAUUGUUAAUUAGGUUUUAGUAUCAACUCAAGAAUUAUUGUUCAUUUGAGAAGCUGUAUCGCAGGGGGCUGUCCUGUCCGAUUGUAACAAAUGAAUAAAGAUUUAACUUACUUUAUCGUCAUAUUACUUGGACGUGUUUCCUUUUUAUCGGCCAUUUUGAAUUUUGCAGUCAGCUAGAGCGAGAUCUGGGACCGAGAAAAUUAGGCGGACUGGGACAGUCGGAUAUUCCGAAAAUCCUCGGAACAUCCGAUUUCUUGCCGAAAUAAAACAUUCCACUCAGUGAUACAUCUGAUAUCUAGACACCUCGAAGUGGAUGUUGCCAAAAUGGGGAACAGGAAAAUAACACCCGGGCACAGGGAACAGGGAAAUGAAAAAUGGCAACAAAUCCUAAUUUAGCCCGUAGCUCUUCUAAUUCUCAUUCAUCCCAUCCCAUUUCCUGUUUUGUUCCCAUUUUUCAUUUUCUCGUUCCCCGUGCUCGUUCCCUGUUGCCUGUUUUAAUCAUUAACUUCUCAUCGACGUCGGAUUUUUUAAAACUUGGUCGAGCCAUUUUGUUCUUAAUCUGCUCUUCGGUGUCUGGAUAUCAUGAAUCACUUUGUGCAGAAUUAGUGCUGGAAAAAAUAGUCAAUGCUAGGCGACUACAGUCAACUCUGUCUUAGCGGACCCCUUUAUAAGACGGACACUACUACGGAUACAAAAAUCCUCGUUAGAUAGACUGACCUAGUAUCCUAUGAAUUAGUAAAGAGAAUUUGAAAAAAGAUCAAAGCGUUUUCCCUUGCGUGAUCAUUUAUCAAUUGUCAUAAUCUUUCUCUUGAUGAUGUUAGAUGAAAAUCUUUGGAGAAGGACUCUCUCUUUACGAGUUUUUUAAAAGUCAUUUGCUUUAACUUCAAAACACUUAUUGUAUCAAAACCCAGUUUUAUGUUAAGUCUUUUUAAAAGCCUCUUGCUUGAAACGCAAACUACUACUAAACAACAGUUCGAUCCUCCAGCAGCGAUGAAUGCUUCUGAUUAGUUUCCGUGAUCGAAGAACGAGAGAAUGUUAACAGUGACCACAGCUGGGUUUCUUUCUUUUUCGAUAACUACUUUGUUUAAUGGGGGAAAUGAUGUUGAUUUGAGAAGGAAAGAAAUUAAGGUAGAAAAGUUAGCUAGUUCACUAAUGAGCCCAGAGGCAAUUUGUUUUAGUGGUAGAUUAUCUGUUAAUUGUCUACUUAUUAUUCUCCACAUCUCUUAAUUAUAAACAAUCCUUAACCCUAAAUCCAACAUUUUUCAAUUAUCCUUAACUUAACUUUAAACAUCCCCCCAACUUUUAUUCAUAUAAACAAAAGUUCAAAAAAUCAUCUAAACCUUUAUAAUUAGAUACAUUUAUUGAACCGAUUAAUGGCAACGACCUUACUUAUGGGGAGCCAAUUUUUCUUAGAAGGAAAUCUUGGCUAGAUUUGAAAUAACACGACAGCGGAAAAAAAAACAGCGAAAAACAAAGCUUUUGACUAGAAUCCCCCUCUAAGAGGAAACAUUUAUACAAACCCGCGAAAAAUGGUGAUAAUAACGUCUGAUGAAACAGACACCACACAACAAACACAAAACAUUUAAACGCACUACAAAAUAGAAUCAUUGAUUUAUUCUUUUUGUGCAACUUUCUCUUAAAAAUACGAUGCACGCAAGUUCCUUUCGAUCUAAACUGUUUGCUUCUCUAAAGAGGUUCGUUCGAGCUUGUCCAGUUCAGUGUCAAUACUUGAUUCCAACCGUCUUAAACCUCCGACAAUGCCACUCGCCAACAUUUCUUCGCCUUCUCCCAGGUCAGUGAAUAACUUCCAUCUACUUUCCUAUCCAUGGCCUAAAACCUUUGAUUACACGAAACUUCCCAGGCAAACUUCAUGCAGUGAAACUGUUUCCAAAAUCAUGCUUUACGAUUGACUUAACUCAAAUGAAAUGAUACAUUAAAGGGGCUGUGUCAUGGCGGUACAGUUCAUUUUGUUUAAUUUUGCCAAUUACUCGCCCUCAAUCGCCAUGGAACUUAAACUAAGCAAAGAAACUACAUGUAAAUGACAAAAUCAGAGAUCCGAGAAAAACAAAUCUGUCUCCUGAGCAUUAUUUUUGAAGUUGCAAGCAGCAGGGAUCAAUUUUGAAAGACUGUUAGGCUGAACAGUUUUCAAAAACCCUAAUUUCAAUCCGUUUCAAUCUUCUUCAGUUUUGCCCAUCCGUGGCAUCGGUUGUUUCUGUUGUGUUAUUUUAACCUCCCUUUAAUGUUUUAAGCGGUUAUUUUUAUGUUUCGCCUAAUUUAACGGGCAUUUUGUAAUUUCCUAAUUUGGCUGAAUUUCAUGACACAGCUCCUUUAAUUAAGCUACAUUUUUACAAAGUUCGAGUAUGAGGGUCUCAAUGGGCCCAGGGGGGGGGGGGAUGUGCCGCGGGAUGGGGUCACAUUUUGACCACUGGACUGACUAUAAUGGGGUCGCAUUUUCAAUAGAGUUACUAGAAUGGGGUCGCACAUUUUCGGAUUUUUGGGGGUAAGACAGUUCUUCAUAUUUACGAUUAGCAAACGUACCAGAAUGUUUGUACUGUAGAUGAAAAGUAAAGUGUUCUUCAUUCAAUCUAAAAAAUGGGUCAAUUCGUAAAAAUAGAAAGUGACUAAGUUGGGAUAGCGAAAAUUACAUAUUUGCCCAAAAGUGACUAAGAUGGGGCUGGAGCUAAGAGGCCAGGUGCACAUACCCAGCAAAAAUUAACCUAAGUACUCUCCCCCGGGUUUCGAUAUAAACCCGUGAAAGGAUGAUGAUGAAAUUAUGAAUAUAUGAAAAUCAUAUAUGUGAACUGCGGGGUGAAGAAUUAUAUGCAAGUAGAUCAUCGCAGUUACAGACGCAACUUCAAGAUGCAGUCUAUAACUGCAAUGAUCUACUUUCAUAUAAUUUAACCGUCAGCCGUCGAAUUAAAAAGGUUAAAAAUGCAGAUUGACAUUAACCGCUGAAAAGUGUUAACACUUCUUAAAUCUCACCACAGGGCGCCCACACAAUCUGUUUGUGUAGCCGAUUGUUAUUUUAUAGUAAAUGUAUUGGAUUUACCGUUUGCUUCACCUAUAGCGAUAUAUCGCUAACUAUGUAUAUAAAUCAAUGAUAAAUAAACGUUGAAUUACCUUGCCUGUGGUAUAUAGUCGUCCUUUUGCCUCAAAAGCGGUUUUUCGAGCGAUUUUGAAUGAAUUUAAGUUUGCCGUUGACUGUUCCAUAUAAUAGAAGGACAAGGGAGGAAUCCUUGUUUUGAAAGGGUUCCAGCGCCGGAGCGAUUUUUCCCCCCAAAAUCGCAUCGCUCCGCUUUCAAACUUCGCAGCAUAGAGGUCAAAAGAUUCACGAUUCUUCUCGUACCUUCCAAUCGAAAAUCCAUCCAAACGGCCCGGAGCUAGCCCUCGAUGAAAAUCAAAAUCCCACAGUAUUCGAGCGACUGGAAUGCGUAGCAAGAUUCAUACGUGCCAGCUAGAAACCGUCCCGCUGAUUGCCUCUUUUUGAUUGGAUGUCGUUAAACAACAAACGCUUACAAGUCUUCUUCAUCAGUUAUUAUUUAACCAUUUGUUUAACGGCAUCCAAUAAAAAAAAGGCAGUCAGCGUGACGGUUUCUGGCUGGCACGUAUGGAUCUUGCUACGCAUUCCAGUCGCUCGAAUACUGUGGGAUUUUGAUUUUCUUCGAGGGCUAGCUCCGGGCCGUUUGGAUGGAUUUUCGAUUGGAAGGUACGAGAAGAAUCGUGAAUCUUUUGACCUUUAUGCUGCAAAGUUUGAAAGCGGAGCGAUGUGAUUUUGGGGGGAAAAAUCGCUCCGGCGCUGGAACCCUGUCAAAACAAGGAUUCCUCCCUCGUCCUUCUAUUACAUGGAACAGUCAACGGCGAACUCAAAUUCAUUCAAAAUCGCUCGAGAAACCGCUUUUGAGGCAAAAGGACGACCAUACACCACAGGUAAGGUAAUUCAACGUUUAUUUAUCAUUGAUUUAUAUACAUAGUUAGCGAUAUAUCGCUAUAGGUGAAGCAAACGGUAAAUCCAGUACAUUUACUAUAAAAUAACAAUCGGCUACACAAACAGAUUGUGUGGGCCCCUGUGCAGAUCGUCACGGACUUCUGGCUCUUGAAGAAUCUCUAAACCGGAAAAACCAGUUUCCAUGUUCUCAAAAACACUCUAGAUACUUUACACGGACCUUCACCUUGCUUAUAUCUCGAAAUAUUUCAAAAUUUUAUGUGUCCUACAAAAAUCAACAUUUAAUAUAAAUAUAAAUAGACCUUAAUAUUUACUUAAUCUCUUGGACUUUUAAAAGUUCUAACCAUCAAAAGCUCUAAAAUUUAACCGUCAACCGUCAAAAUUGGAAAUAAUUAACCAUUACAGGUAAUCAUCAAAGCUUCCACCCUACUGAGACCCUCAAGUAUCGCAUUAUCUCAUAAACGCCUAGCCCCAGAAAACGCCGGGUACCGUGAAGGGGAUCCGGAGAUUGCAAAAGAUCCCCUCAGACAUAUAUUUGUAAAUACAGUGGAAACUCCAUUCAGGGACAACUCCGGACCUAGGAAAGUGUCCCCUGAAUAGAGGUUGGACUAGGGUAAUAAUAAACUAAAAAAUUAAAAAUUUUUCUUUAUUCUACCUGGGAAUCUGCUGCAGUCAUUAUUUUAGGCAGCUACAAUGAAACAAAAAUAAACUGUUACUGAUGGGUCGACCGUACAGGAACAACUCACCCAUGUUGAAAAUCGCUAAUCUUUCUAUACUGCUUAAUCUCUCAAGGACUUUGGAACCAGAAAAGGAAAAGUGUAAUUUGUAUGGGCUUGCCUGGCGAGCGGAGUACUUACAAGACGACACUUACAAACAUCUGGUUGCCCUGAUCUGUAUCGAUAUUAUAGCAGCCCUGCCGACAAUUCUUCUAAAUGCGCUGGUCAUUUUUGCCGUGGCAACAAGGCACCGACUGCGAAACAACGGCACCAUACUUCUUGCUUGUCUGGCUGGGACGGAUCUGUUAACUGGCCUUAUUGUUCUACCAUUUUCUUUCUCGCUAGACUGGAAGCGACUUCUUGGUGUCGGGCCAUUCUGUUCGCCACAAAAGGCAUUGAUUGUGAUAAUCACUAUGGUAGCUUUUGCUUCGUUCAGUCAUCUGGUCGUGAUCAGCAUAGACCGCUAUAUAGCUAUAAAAUAUCCCUUGCGGUACCAGGAUAUUGUCACAGAGACACGGAUAAUAACAAGCGUUGUUCUCGCUUGGGGUUUCACGUUGUUGAUGACAAUCAAUGAACUUGCUCUGGCUCUAAUAGACAGUGAAACCAUCUACUCGAUAUAUUCGCAAGUGAACAUUUUGAUAGAAAUUGUUAUCAUGACUCUUUUCACAGCUGCUGUUUUAUGGUCUUACGGUUACAUUUACUCAGAGACACGACGACAAGUAAAGCGCCUCAAAGCCGAACAACUGCCUCAAGAAGAAAUCCAAAGAAUCAAGAAAGACAGAAAGGCAGCUACUACUCUGGCAAUCAUCCUAAUUGCUUUGGUAUUCACUUAUUUACCAGCAAUAAUAACUGGGAUACUGGCUACUCUUCCAGUUAGCACUGUGGUACCGCCGCGUUUAAGAGUCAUAAUUUGGAGCUGGGUGGCAAUUUCCAUCAUGUCAGGUUCCCUUGCUAACCCUAUAAUUUACUGUUGGCGUAUGAAGAAUCUACGACGCGCAUUUCUCGAGAUACUUCAUCUAAGAAAAGCUGAGAACACCAUGCCAGAAACAGAAAUUCAAGGAACUCAGCGAAAUCAAACUGGACCUAGAGGGAACCUGGCUUUCUCUUUGCCCGAAAAUGGGCAACCGGUUUUGUUAUCAUUUCGUCAGCUGCAAGUUGAAUACAUCCCUCGCAUUGACGAAGCCAACGAGAAUUAG